Hemiscyllium ocellatum (epaulette shark) is the source of this 3775-nucleotide messenger RNA. RefSeq names its product fatty acid 2-hydroxylase (gene fa2h). Gene Ontology annotation, biological process: fatty acid metabolic process; lipid biosynthetic process. Bases 136 to 1266 code for a protein of 376 amino acids. NCBI's taxonomy places the organism in Eukaryota, Metazoa, Chordata, Chondrichthyes, Orectolobiformes, Hemiscylliidae. Gene Ontology annotation, cellular component: membrane; endoplasmic reticulum. Gene Ontology annotation, molecular function: heme binding; fatty acid 2-hydroxylase activity; iron ion binding. The record is from RefSeq and is a predicted model, not a curated record. The transcript has 7 exons.
UAGUGGGCAGUGAGAGGCAGCCGGGCUCGACACUAGUGGAAUGUGAGUAUUGGAAAGGGAGGUAGGCAGGCACAGGAACUGGGCGCAAAAAGGUACAGACACACACAGACAGAGCUUAAGUAAAACAAAAAAAAUAUGGAGAAGCGUUACUUCACCAUAGCUGAAGUGCAGGAGCACACGACGGUGGAUUCCUGCUGGAUCAUCCACGAACGGCGGGUCUACGACGUGUCAGCGUUUAUCCAGCGGCACCCGGGCGGCGAGCAGAUGAUCGUGCAGCGGGCAGGCACCGAUGUGAGCCGGGUCAUGGUGGGACCUCCGCACCGGCACAGCUCGAACGCGCACCGCUGGCUGCAGCAGUACUACAUCGGGGAGCUGAGCACAGGCGGCGGCGGACAGGACGAGGAGGAAAUAUUCUCCCAGAAGAAGCAGGCUGUUCGGGAAAGAAACACAGCCAGUCAAGGAUCCAAUUCGGUUAUGGAUGCCAGAUGCAAGUCGGUGGAUCCAGAUAAUGACUUAGUGGACUGGAAUAAACCACUCCUGUGGCAAGUUGGGAACUUGCGUGAGAAGUACGAUGAAUGGGUUCAUCAACCAGUAGAUCGUCCCAUCCGCCUCUUCUACUCCGAUUUUGUUGAAGCCUGCUCCAAAACAGCCUGGUAUAUGGUACCCUUGGUUUGGACUCCUGUUGUUAUUUUCUUCAGUUGGUACUGCUACACUGAACUGGCUCAAGGCAACACUCGACUUUUCACAUCCAUCACAAAAGAAUACUCCAUUCCCGUCCACAAGUACUGCUUCCCCUUUUUGUUCGUGCUCGGAAUGUUCCUGUGGUCCCUAGUUGAGUAUCUGAUCCAUCGAUAUGUUUUCCAUAUGAAACCACCGGCCAGCAAUUACUACCUCAUCACUCUUCACUUUAUGCUCCAUGGGCAGCACCACAAGUCCCCUUUUGAUGGUUCACGUUUGGUCUUCCCGCCUGUUCCAGCAUCACUCGUUGUAGUGUUAUUCUUGGCUGCUUUCCACUUGCUUGCCCCAGGAGCAGUCGGCAUGUCUAUCUUUGUCGGAGGUCUAUGUGGCUAUGUUGUCUAUGAUAUGAUACAUUAUUAUCUACAUUAUGGAUCUCCCAAGAAGGGCAGCUACCUCUACGGACUUAAAGCAUACCAUGUUAAACAUCAUUUUGAACACCAAAGAUUAGGAUUUGGAAUUACGAGCCGGUUUUGGGACUACCCAUUCCAUACAGUAAUUCCAGAAGAAAUAUUUGAGAAGAGUCACUGAUAUCUCCAAUUGGUCUCCAGAUUUACACUAUUAAUGCCUUGUCAAUCAGCCAGCCCUGUCAAGAAUCUCGACCCAGAUACAUUCCUACAUAUGGCCAGGCCCAAUUCUAUCAACGUCAGCUGCAUGUAGGAUUCCUUCAACACUUAGAAGUGGGGAAAAGAGCUUCACUGCUUUCUGAAUUGUCCAAAUAUUGUCCCCUCCAUAUUUUCUAACAAAGUGCCUGAUCAUGGGGAGCUCUAUUGCUUGUUGAUAAAUAUUUAUUAAUUGUUAAAUGUAUAUUUUUUGGACGUUUGUCUAUAAAUCUUGUCAAAGCAGUUAUGCAUUGUAGGAAGUAUUAACACUAAAGUUUGGGCUUUUGAAUUUUAAGCAGUUUCUCGUUAGUAAGUAAGAGCAUUUGUGGGGAAAAAAGGUCAAAAAGCUGCAAGUAACUGAUCAUUCAGGUUUGACUACCUGUGUUCAUUUUCCAUGUUAGCAAAUGUGAGGAACAAUGGGACCUUCAUUUCCAAAGUUUUAACUUUCUCGUCUUUACGUUUGACUCUUUAACUUAUCAGAUCUGAUCUUUCCACUCUCCAAUUAAAGCAUGGGAAAAAAUUUCCCUAAUGUUGGAAAUAGUUCAUGGGCUUUUCUGUUAUGCUAUUCCCUUUCACAUAGUGAGACAAAGAUUGGUUGCUGUUCUGUAAAUCCUUGACAUUCAGUUUGUCGUGUUAUGUUUCUAUACAAACUUCCCACAAAUUUAUUCUUAAUUACUCUUCAAAUUCCUCCUGCACCUACCUACUUUGUAUCUGCCAACUGCUAUGUAUGGAAUCCUCUUCCUUACUCCUAUGUACUGCUAUCAUCGUUUUUGUUUUGAACGAAUUGCUGCUUUAAGUUCACCCUUAUUAAAUAUAAAUAUGGGGUGUAAGGAAAACUCAAUGCCAUUAAAAUGCAUUUCCCUCUUACAAAACUUUGUACAAAAUUGGAGUGAAACUUUUUGAAGAACUAGGAUGUGGUUUUUGACUCUGCUGGUCAAUGGGUUAGGGCUUUGUGCAGCACUAUUAUAAUGUUGGCUGUUUGCCCAACAAGUCUCAGAACCGUACAGACUAAUGUAUGCAGUCGGACAUUAAUAUCCAGCCGAAGAAAAUGUGAAAAAUUUGACAAAGGCUGUCUGGAAAAUGGAGAGUAUGGGGUUCAGAUGCAUUAUCUACUUGAUAGUGCAUCUGUUAUUAUCAUGCACUAAACAAAUUUUAGCUUUUCGUUUUGCAAAUGUUGGGCAGGCCACUCACCCCAAACUCAGAUUUUAUUGAAAAUUAUUGCCCUUAAUGUUAGAAUCUUGUAAUGCUUUGGACACUGACUAUAUUAUGAAUGUAACUCUGGGCUGAUUAGCUCCACGACUUUCUGGGACCGUAUGCUGGCUUAACUAUGCAGUUUAAAGAAAGUUCUUUUUUUUAUUGUUUUACUGCGAAUAUUGUGAACGCUUCAGAGAUUCUAUAUAAGGUGAAAUGUAAUUGUAAAUAAAGGUCUGUAUAUUUUGAAAAUAGUUUUUUUUUGUCCAAAUUCUCUUCCCGAGCAUUGUUUAAAAUCCUUUAAUGUUCUAAUUAUAUUGCAGGUCUUUGACCAAAUUCAGAAGCAGAAAUUAUGUAACUAUUUGUUUCAAACUAAACCUAGCUUGUGAAAAAAUCCUGGUCACAAUUGCUGGAAAAUGCCUGUCGAUCAAAAUGCAGUAGAAGAUUUUCUAUAUAGGCCAAAGCUUUGAAGUAUAUAAGACUUUACUUUUCUACUGUGCCUAUACAUUGAUUUGUUAUGUACACUUUUUGUGCACCAGUGGGUUUUAGUUUAGAAACUAAGUCAUUUUACUGAAAUAUUAAAAACUAACUCGCCUGUUCAAACUCAAACCAGACCUUUAGGCCUGGUAGUUACCUAAUUUCCUUUGCAAAAUAGGUGUCAGCUAUGGUGGAGCAGUGCAUGCUGUUAAUUGCUUGCUGUAACAUUGAGCUAUAGUUUGAUCACCAUCACUGACAAAGCUGGAAUAUGAAAUACUAAUUAAUUGUGGGUUUUCUUGAAUGGAAAAAAAAACUAAACUGAAGGAUUAGCUAUCUAAAACCAAUCCAUCUCUUUCCUCCUUUUUUACAUAAUCUGUCUCUUCUUUUGGCUAGGAUCUUGGGAAUAAAAUUGUUCCUCACAUGUAGGAUAUCAUGUAAAACAGAAUCUGAAGUGUAGACGUGCAGUUGGGCAUUACUGGCGUGUAAUAGACCUGGCGUAAUGUGGAUAUGUGAGCUGCUUUUCUACAAAAUAACUUAUGAACUCGGCAACUGAGGGAUAUAGUAAAACUGUCUCACUUGAAAACUACUGUUUGGGGUUCUGUGAAACUACUUUGAAAUUGCAGAGUGGAUUGUACCCCAUGUAUAGCAUUACUCCAGUAAUUCCAAACGUAGAAACUUGUGUAAUGUUAAUGAAUUUAUAUACGCAGCAUUGUAUCAAAUUGCUUUUUUGAUUGACUACGUGUUAAUAAAAUUUCUAGUUUAUAAAAUUA